ACCAACAUGGGGGUGUGAGAGGUGCCACCGCCGCCGGAGAGUGGCCCGGUGGACUGUCACCCUCCCGAGUCUCUGCAAAGCGGCACCCGUCUCCUCAGGGAGCGGCCGACGGCGGGCGCCGGGUACAUGUUCCGGGUGGCUGAGCCCAACCCGAGCAGACCUCCGGCCGCCAAGAAGAGCUGGCAUUUCAGUAAAACUAUGGAAGAACUAGUUCAUGAUCUGGUCUCAGCACUGGAGGAAAGUUCAGAGCAAGCAAGAGGGGGCUUUGCAGAUACAGGAGAUCAUUCCCGCAGUGUCUCUUGCCUUCUAAAACGUCAGGCCAGAAAGCGAAGGGGCCGAAAAAGGCGUUCCUUUAACACCCAUCACCCCUGGGAGACUGGUCAUUGUUUAAGUGAAGGCUCUGAUUCCAGCCUGGAAGAACCAAAUAAGGAUUAUAGAGAGAAUCAUGCUACUAACAAGAAAGACCAUAGUGAUUCUGAUGAUCAAUUGCUGGUUGCGAAACGCAGGCCAUCUUCAAAUUUAAACAACCUCAGAGGUAAAAGGCCUUUAUGGCAUGAACCUGAUUUAGCAGUUGACAAUUUAGGAAACAGAACUCUACGUAGAAGGCGAAAGGUGAAACGAAUGGCAAUUGACCUACCUUCGGAAGUCACAAACACACUGACUUUACUCCAGCAGCAGGAUAUUAGGGAUCAAGAAAUGGACAAUGAUAGAUCUUGCCAACAUCAAGAACUUGUAAAGAGCAAAGUUAAAAAAAGGAAACUUACUGCAUGUAGGCAAGGACCAGAAAUUUUGGAUGAAGGUGUAGUCAUAGAGAAUGAUGAAACCAACCAGGCAAGCAAGGAUAAAAUGGAAUAUGAGGAACAAAAAGGAUCGGAUGAAAACAUGAGUGACAGUGAGUCCAGCAGCCUCAGCAGUAGUGAUGCUGGUUUAUUUACCAAUGAUGAGGGAAGACAAGGUGAUGAUGAGCAAAGUGACUGGUUUCAUGAAAGUGAACCUGGUGGUGCCUGUGGGAUCACUGGAAUCAUUCCCUGGUGGGAAAAAGAAGACCCAGCUCAACUGGAGAAAGAGUUGCCUGAUCCAGUCUUUGAAAGUAUCUUAACUGGCAGUUUCCCUCUUAUGUCCCAUUCAGGCAAGAGAGAUUUCCAGACAAGAUUUAGCCAUCUUCAUGGAAUGCCUGCAAGAAGUAUCAAAAAAGCUGCAGGAAAUUCAACAGCAAUGAUUACUACGCCAGUCUCCUGCAGUAACAAGAAGGCCACACAUUUGUCCCAGGAGUCUCAUCACCAUGACCAUUGGUUUAGCCCUGGGGCUAGGAAGGAACAUAGCCAGCUUCAACUCCUGCGAGACAACCGAUCAGAGAGAGGACACAAGAAAAACAGCUCUGUGAAAACAGCAAGCAGACAAACAAGUGUCCAUUUAGGAUCUUUAUGCAUGGGAGAUAUAAAAAGAAGAAGAAAAGCUGCACCACUCCCAGGACCCACUGGGUUUGUAGGUGAAAAUGCUCAACCAAUCUCAGAUAGCAACAUUGGCAACAGGAUGCUCCAAAGUAUGGGCUGGACACCUGGCACAGGCCUUGGACCAGAUGGCAAAGGGAUAGCUGAACCUAUUCGAGCAAUCCAGAGGCCAAAGGGACUUGGACUUGGAUUCAGCUGACCAAAAGGCACUCUAGAUGCUGCUCAGACAUCAAGACGGAUGUUCAGUCUUAACUUUGAAAUAACUGAAAACAUUCAUUCUGCUGUCCUGAAAAAAUCUAGUGAUUCUUACUGUAACUUUUGAAUACAGAAGUGUCAAUGUUUUUUAUUGCAGCCACCAGGGCCAGCCACUAUGACUAUGCUGGUGUUUGAAUCCUAAAUCAGUCACGGUGCUAAUAUUUGAAACUGUACCUUUUUAUUUUGUGUGGUUUUAUCCAUUUCUAUUGUAAAAAAUUCCACCUACUGAUCUUUUCCUCUUCUAUUCCUCUAGAUAAAGCCUUGUCAACAUGCCUGCACCCAAACUCAUUCAUACAAGGGUUUUCAUAGGUUUAAAUUAUCAUGAAGGUCUAACCCUAGGAAUGCUAACAUGUUACUUUAAAAAAUAAGGAUGAAAUUUAGUAGACGCCUGCAACACAUCUCCCAUCUAUUUCUGCAGAGUUUGCGAUGGAAUCCUACACAAAACCCAUUACAGUAAAAGUAAGAUGAAUUGUAGAAGUACUUGGUGGAUUGGGCAGAGACUGCAUCAAUGUAGAGUUGUUCCAAUGAUGGGGAGGCAUAGUUUCAAUGUAGGUGUGACAGAUUUCACCUUGUGAAAAAGAUAACAACCAGCAAUCUUACUAUUGUUCUCUAUCUAAACCUUUACAGCCUUAAUGAGUACUGCUAUUCAACUGUUUGUGCUAUUUUAGCCCAAAUUUUUAUGAUUUAACAUUUCUUGGGGUUUACAAGAUUUGCACAUGGCAUGGCAUAAUUAUCUCUUGUUUCCCAGCAUGCAAAUUUGUAUGAGGAACACAUGACAUAUAACAAGUUUCUCUUCCAGCAAUUGCGGCAUGUAAUCCCACACUCUAUGUUCACCUAAAUAUGCCCCAUGCAAAUACAGCUUGUGGUUUUUUAAUCUUAAAUUUUAUUCUUUUAAAUGGAAGGAUCUUAAGCAAAUUGUACUAUCAUCUUUCACCCAGUCUCUGUGAAUGAAUGCAUAUUUUGACUCAUGAUGAUUAGCUAAGUAGAUUUUAAAUGGGACUGUUUCAAUAGACUUUUAAUUUUAGUUAUAAUAUUGAAAAUGUUCUUAGCUGAUAAAUGGUGGCUGCCAGGAGGUGGUUACACUUUAUUCAUGGCCACAUGCUCUUAACAGGAGAAAACAAGUUGAAAUGGUGAUGUAGGGAAUGCUUUGGUAAUAUCAUCUGCCAUAACUCCCAGAUUAAUAUCUUGGCUUGCUCUUGUGCUGACAGCACAAAUUCAUUAAAAAGGCCAUCUUAUAUGAGAGGUGUAAGGGUUUAUUUCAAUAGCUAUGAGAGCUUCAUUUAAUCAUUCCUGUACCCCAAAGUAAUUGUCUUAGACUUCAUAUUACUUUCUGCCAGGAUAUAGCCAUAUUCAGGUUUCAUACCUCCCACCACCUCGGUACAUCACCAUUCCCAAAUUAACCCCACAGCUUUUCACUCUUUUGCCUUUAUGUUCAAUAAAGCCUGACCAGCUAGGAAGCAGAUAAGGACAAUUCAUAUAAAAGUAAAUUCCUGAAUUCUAUCUUCCUAUUGUUAUUGACAGUCAUUGUAGAGGAGGCAAGAAGUAGAGCCAAGGCUCAGGCUUGGCUCUGUUUUGGGCAUAGAAAGCAGAGCAAUGUCUGGACAUUUGGGUAUUUGUAAUAUAUUAGCUGUCCCUACAUCACAGUUUACAAUCCACCUUCACAAUUUUUCUUUCUUUCUUUUGCUUUUCUACCUCUUACCCAACAAGAUGCAUGCUACCUGGCUGGGGAGCUGGUCAGAGGAAAGCUUAGGGUGAUCAGAUCUACUUUAAAUACAUGGUUAGUUCCCUUUUACCAUGCUCAUUAUUUUUUCCAAGUUGAUAAAAUCAUGUAAACUCUUAAUAAGAAGACAAAGAUAAUAACAGAACUAACAUACAAAACUAGCAUGCUCUUUUUCUUUUAAAGACAAUUUAAUUAUAUUUUAAAUAUUACUGUGCAUCACAGCUAUUUGAAUUGUUUUUUGUUGCCCAGGUUCUCUAGUUAGCAUUCUGAUAAAGGACAGAGCAUUUUAAUGGGUUCCAAAGAUAAGAAGCAUUACAAGGAGGAUUUAAUAUUGCAUCAAUGAAAAUGCAGAGGGAAAAAAAGACACAUUUGUUUUUCAGUCAGUCUUCUAAAUGUGUAUAGAAUUCAAGUAUAGUAAGUGCUGUGUUACUUUCUGUUUUCUAUCCAUAUGCCCUGUUCAGGGUUUUAUUGCAAUUAAUUAUAAUUAAGCAGUCAGCAUUUCUAGGAGACUAUUCAGUAGAUAGCUGUGACUGAAGCCGCGGUCUCAAAUAAUUCUCUACACCUUUUUGAUACAUAAGGUUUUCAAUACCAAACUGCAACAUGGGACUCACUUUUUAACCUUUAACCAUGAUCUUUUUUUCCUGUUGUAUCAUUGCUUCCCCCACCUCACCCCAUCCCUGCCACCUCAUUUUUCUCCUCUUAAAAUAAAAUCCUAAAUAAACCAAAUAAGAAAACAAUGGGAUCACUUGUACAUAAUUGUCCCUUAGGUUACUGGUAAUCCUGAACCACUAGUUGAACUUCAAUUGUCUAUGAAGGUUACAUUUGCAAUGCAGAAGAGAGAAGAAGGAUCAUGAUGCAAUUACAUUAUCCAUUUUUGAAAAAAAUGAAUAAUCCAAGCUUUUUUUUCUUAAAAAGGGCUGAUAUAAUAGCUGGGAACAUAACUGACAUGCUGAGAGGAGACAGAAACAACAAGAAGAAAUUUUCUUGGCCCCACAAAGCUAUGGGCAGUAGAAGGAGUAUGCAGUUAAGCAGUAAAGGAGCAGAAUUUUUUUUCUCAGAAUUGAAUGUAGCUAUUAAACAGUUUUAUACUAAGUGCAGAGGCUCCUUAUGAUUAUGUCCUGGAAAAGCAUUUGAUAAAUGGCUCUUAUUUUUGACAACACUGUUGAUUCUAUACUUCCUAACUACCAAACCAAGAUCUUAAUAUUGCUACAGUAGAAAAAAUGAUCAUCUGGGGAAAGUUAAUAUUUGUCUUGUUAGCAACAGAAACUACCCCCCCCCCCCGCCAAUAUCUUCCCUUUUAGAAACCCAUUGGGAAACUUAUGUGCAGGCAUUAGUACAAGUGGUUUCCCCAACAGGGCAAAGAGGCUCUCAGAGGGCUUAAGUCUUCUCUCUGUCCGUGUACCAUGGUACCAAUCCAAACUGAAUCCUGCCCACUUGGGAAAUGAGUUCUGAGCACAGAACUCACAUAUCUGAUUACCAAGAUCUGGGUAACAUACAAGGAAAACAUAACAUACAGUUAGCCCCCAAGAGGAGGAGGAUGGGGAACUUUGUUUAAAAAGAAGUUCCAGGGAGCUGAAAGAAAAAUAAAACUCAAGGUCCAUGUAAUAUCCUUUAUUAUGACUGACCAAAAUGACACAAAAAUGCUUUGGAGUUCUUCAGAACUCUUCAUCAAGAUGAAUAUUGUAGGGAGGGAGCUUCAGGAUAUGCUUUUGAGGCCGUUUGUUUGGUCCUGUUUGGGGAAUCAUGCAUGCUUAAAAGGCACUGGGGUGUUGAAAAGAGUUGGUAUCAAAUUCCCUUGAUUUUUUAGGAAGAAGAGGGAAAAUGUACUAAAAUACUAUAUGAUGAUGUGAUGGAGCUGAUGGCUUUCCAGCAACAGAGAGGUAUACAUAGAUAGACUUGCUAGUUUAGCUAGUAUUGGCUUGUAUCCAGUGGUGCAGUGGAUAAAUGAACAUAGUGCAGCUCUGCUUAUGCACAACCUUGUACAUCUAGCACUUUCCUCCCUGUUUAUUACAGUGCCCAGAAAUCAAAAGCACAAGAUCUUACACAAGUGGAGAUACAACAAGUUUGACUUAGUGCAAGCAACUGCUGUGGUCUUUUUCUUGUGUUUUUGUUUCCACAAGUGCCAUAGCUUAAGUGGAAGUUUUACACUGGAUUCAACUCAUGAUUUCCCUUUUCUUGCAUAUAAUAUUUGAAAAAUAAUCUGGAUUGAGAGUUUUUAUGAUACAGUUAUUCAUCUCUUGCUUCUAAUGAAAUUCCCAGUUUGUUCCUAUACUGAGCAAUACACUGAGAAAGUGUGAAGAGAGUAUAGGCAAGAAUGUAGUAUAUCUCCUUGUUGGCCUAAUGGACCAGCUCUGUCUCUUAAAACAACCACCUGUUGUUUUAAGCAUUUGAGAAGAACUAGAUCCAGUCCACGCAGGCUCACAUCACUUGCUUGGGUGAUUCCAGGAUUUUAUUAACAUACCCACAGGCCUCCUGGAUCCAUCCAUCUUAUGUGUUACAGAUCUGCAAUUCUGUCUGCCUUUUCAUCAAAGUUACUUUGUCAGCUUGGGCAGGAGACAUGCCAUUUAAAAGCUAAGGGGAAAGAGAAGGUAACGAAUUGCUCAAGGAACCUGUGACAUUUCAUCCCUCUUCUAGAAACCACAGACGAAGAGGCAGCACAGACCCAUACCUCUAUGAGUGCAGUAACCAUUUGACACCAAUACGCACAGUCAUUUUAGGCCUGCUUGCAUGCUUAGCAAUUGGCACACCUCAAAGAAAGAAUCAAAGUUGUACUGAGGGGGAGGAAGAGAUGAGCUAAGAGAUAGUGCUCAGAGGCAAGGAUCCCAAAGAGCAGAGAUAGGGAAGAAACAGGAGCCAAAGAAAAGAAAAAUGAUACAAACCAUCUGAAUUUUGUUUUAAAAAUAUGGCUGGCACUGAGUUACAGCCACAUUUCCAUAUAAAUUCCCACCAUUUGGUGUGCAUCUAGCUAGUAAUGCAUUGAUCUAUAUAUCAGGUAUUCUACUACCGAAAAUGUCCCUGUGUUACUUCAGUUUUCAUCUCCCCCCUCCCUGUGUUUUUUACCAUUCCCAUUCCAAGUUCUCUUCCAAUGUGAAUUAAUGUACAUAGAGCUAGUGAUCAAAAUGUACCAGGUAACUGAGGGGAGACAGUUUAGAUAAGUUAGUAAUAAAACCUAAAUAUUGUGAACUGGUUUGUACUUUAGAUUUUAGACUAAUUUAUUACAAGAGAGGAUUUUCCCUGAUUCAAAGCUGCUGUUCCCCAUGUUAAAAAUAGCAGUGCAGGUAUUUUGAUGGUUAAGAUCUACUAACAGAUGGAUGAAUUGAAUGGCAAUGUUUGGUGAUAAAUAGAGAUCCUCCUAAAGCUUGGUAUUCAUAGGAUGGAAGAUGAGAAAUCAGGCAUAUGCUGCACUUGAUUAAUGUAUUGUAAUAAUACCAGAAUAUUGUACAUACUUCAGAAAGCUUUAACAAGAUAUGCUAUGCGCAUUUGUUAUAUAACCGGCAUGGGGCUUCUCCUCCCCUCCCCAAUCUUCCUUUGUAACAGAGUUUUGUGAUUAAAAUAAAAAACAUUUUCACAUAUCUUGUGAUAUAGGAGGGUCUCUGUCAAUGCUUGGAAUUUUUUUCCUACUUUUUUCAUUUUAAAAUUCAGGAGAUGUUUUUAAAUUGAAAUUAAAUUGGCAGAAAGUGACUAAACAUCCAUGUCUAAGGUAUUGUUUCAAAUUGAGAAAGAAUUAAAGAAAACUUGGUCA
Molecule: messenger RNA, 7168 nt
Organism: Eublepharis macularius
Lineage: Eukaryota; Metazoa; Chordata; Lepidosauria; Squamata; Eublepharidae
Gene: GPATCH2
Product: G-patch domain containing 2
Exons: 10
Coding region: 127-1650 (507 amino acids)
Molecular function (GO): nucleic acid binding
Source: RefSeq, a predicted model, not a curated record